UUGAUUAAUCCGGCUGUGACGUCACCUGGUUGCGGUAGCUGCCUCCAUGCUGGAGUUGAUGUAACAGGCGUGUGGCUUGAUCAUUGUGCCGGUGUUUUAGAUUCAUUGAUCGGAUAAACGGCGAUCAGACGGAUCUGUCAGCAGACAUGUCGUACUGCAAACAGGAAGGUAAAGAUCGCGUCAUAUUUGUCACUAAGGAGGAUCAUGAAGCACCCAGUAAUGCUGAGCUUAUCGAAGAUGAUCCAAAUGAUCCGUAUGAGGAUCGCGGUCUCAUUCUCCCUAAUGGUGAUAUAAACUGGAACUGCCCGUGUUUGGGCGGUAUGGCCAGUGGCCCUUGUGGACAACAGUUCAAAGAAGCCUUUUCUUGUUUCCACUAUAGCAAAGAGGAGUUAAAGGGUUCAGAUUGUGUGGAAAACUUCCGGAGUAUGCAGGAAUGUAUGCAGAAAUACCCUGAGCUCUACCCUCAGGAAGAUGACGACAGCGCCCCCUCUGGUGGGGCCGAUAAUGCACCCACUGCAUCCACUUCCACUGACUCUUUUCCUACAUCCUCUCCUGAUUCCACACCAGCAACCACAAAAAACCCAGCAGCUAGCUAAUAUUUAUUUUAGUUUCAUUCCCUCCACACCUCACAGCGAAGACAACUCCACUUUCGAGUAUGAAGAGAUAAUAUCUAACUAUGCCACUGGAUCAAUGCUCUCCACCUGACUGCAUGAUGCACAGAGAUGCAGGAAGCCCUUAAACAUCAGUUUUUGUAAUUAAAAACAUCCAAAUGACAUUAAUAUGCACUUAAGGGACCUAUAAAAAAUUAGUUUUGAGGACCUGUAUGAGUGGCAGAUGAGUUUGCACUUGGCCUGUGCAACAUUAGCUGCCAUUUGAAACAUCCGGCUUUUUAUUUUUCGGUUAUUAUUUGCUCCACAGUCUAAGCUAAGCAUGUGUGAUUUGUGUUCUACAGCAGAUCAAAGGCCAUUUUGAUACUCCAGAUACUCCACUAACAAGUCUAUAAACAUUUCAUGUGCUCUUUUUGUUGUAGAACAUGAUUAAUCAAUUUUAUGACGAAGAAAUGUUCUGUUGCUGAUGUGUUCGAAUGCAAGUAGCCCACGGCUGCAUACCAAUAUAAACAUCAGGGUUGUGAGUGAGCGAACUAGUAGCCUUGUCAACUGAUGAUGAUACAUUCAUAAUUUGUUGGCGUUCACUAUUAUAAUGGUGAAACAAAUACACAUUAUAAACGAGCAGAUCUUCUGUUUAGUAAGAACAUGCAAAUAUCUUUUGAUCCAAAGACUGGUAGGUUUUGUUCAACUUGAAGUAUCUAAACAUCGAGGGCUGUUUCUAGGUCCAUUUUCAACACUUGCCAACAUUAAACUGUUUUCAAUUGUGCUGAUAUCAAAUCCUUUUGUAACACUGAAAUAUUAAGCUUAUGUUGGUUAUUAUAUAUUCAGUCAAUGGAAUUUACAAAUCUAGCUGUUUAUCAAAGAACAACUCUUGGGUAGGUUUGUCAUUUAAAGCCUUGUUGUGAUUUUUCAUGAUUUGAUUAAACAAGAAACCUAAUCAUC
Molecule: messenger RNA, 1550 nt
Organism: Carassius gibelio (silver crucian carp)
Lineage: Eukaryota; Metazoa; Chordata; Actinopteri; Cypriniformes; Cyprinidae
Product: mitochondrial intermembrane space import and assembly protein 40
Exons: 3
Coding region: 147-596 (149 amino acids)
Biological process (GO): protein import into mitochondrial intermembrane space
Cellular component (GO): mitochondrial intermembrane space
Molecular function (GO): protein-disulfide reductase activity
Source: RefSeq, a predicted model, not a curated record